AAAUGUCAGAAUCUCAUCAGCCUGAUCUUGUUGAAACAUCAAAGGAUGCAUUCAUUGACAUUCUUUCAAAGUUGAAUGACUCACAGUUUCAUAGUUUUGACUCGUUUGUUCGAUCUGCUUUAGAGGAGUAUCAUGGUCAGGUGCACGGUCAACAUGGACAUGGACAUGAGCAUGAGAAUGAAGACGAAGUUGAGAUGGAAACCGAAGAACAGACUGGAGAGUUCCAGCCUGUGAGCGACAUAAAAAUGAUGCGCCUUGGCCGAAUAAUUAAAGAUUUACGGGCUCGCGUUCCUAUCUCUGCAGAAGCACCGGAAGAAAAGACGAUGAUCCCGAAGAGUAAAGAGUUUGCAGACUACAGUGACGAAAACACGGUCCAUGUGGAUGGCUUUCUGUUUACUGAGGAUGAUGUGGAUGAAUUGUGUGACAAGGGACAAUUAUCGCGCAACUAUUGUCUCGAUUGCCGAUCUCGCAAGGUUGCUCCCUUGAAUUUUAUUUCUCAUUCAGCAUCGGUUCUUCAAUUACAAUUCUUGUACCAGGUUGUAUUGGCAGACAAGGUCAAGGAUAAAGUCAUUGUGGAUGUUGGAUCACGCUUGGGCGCAGUAUUGUACUCAGGCCACUUGUUCACAAGAGCACGCAAAUUAAUAGGUGUUGAGAUCAAUACAUGGUUUAGUAAAUUGCAGCAAGAUAUGGUGAACAAGUAUAAGAUGGGAGACCGUAUUCAGAUUAUCAACAAAGAUAUUCAACUGGUUCCUGAAUUGCUUUCUAAGCAAGCAGAUGUGGUCAUUAUGAACAACGUGUUUCAAUUUUUCAAUGAACUUGGGGUGCAGCAACAGAUUUGGAAGUUUAUUCGGUCCGAGACCAUAAAGAAGCCCGGCCUCUUGCUUGUUACUCUACCCUCACUACAAGAGCAGCUUAAGGAAGCUGGUUUAUCUGCUGCUAAACUGAUGAAGGGAUGGGUGAAGGAAGUGAAAUUAGACUACGAAGGAGGAUGGUUCCAUGACGAUUUGAACGAAGACGAGAUUGAUGAGAUUAAGCAAGUGCAUCUUUACAAAGUGCUCUAACAAAUAGCAAUAAGAACAAAGAUAAGCAAACCAAACCAAAACAAUAAUUUAUAUAUAAAAAUACAUAAAUAAAAACCUGUAUUCUAUUCUAU
This is a messenger RNA of Phycomyces blakesleeanus NRRL 1555(-), 1153 nucleotides long. RefSeq lists its product as hypothetical. NCBI's taxonomy places the organism in Eukaryota, Fungi, Mucoromycota, Mucoromycetes, Mucorales, Phycomycetaceae. The annotation marks the transcript as partial. Gene Ontology annotation, molecular function: methyltransferase activity. The record is from RefSeq and is a predicted model, not a curated record. The transcript is spliced from 6 exons.